AUGAAAAAUAGUUUUUUAGAUACAGAAAAGAAACCUAAAAUUACUGCAGCUCAGAUCCGUGUUCAAAAAGAUAUAACAGAGCUUCUUUUGCCAGAAACAAUGAAAAUAGAGUUUCCAAAUCCAAAUGAUCUUCUAAAUUUUUAUCUUAUAAUAUCACCAGAUGAAGGUUUUUACAAAAAUGGAUCUUUUCGCUUUAAAUUUAAUAUUGAUACAAAUUAUCCUCAUAAUCCUCCUAAAGUAAAAUGUGUGCAAAAAAUUUAUCACCCAAAUAUAGAUUUAAAUGGAAAUAUUUGUUUAAAUAUUCUUAGAGAAGAUUGGAAGCCAGUGCUUAAUCUUAAUGCUAUUAUGUUUGGUUUACAAUAUCUUUUUCUUGAUCCAAAUGUUAAAGAUCCUCUUAACAAAAUUGCUGCUGACGAUUUAAAGAAUAAUCAAGAAAAUUUUCGACAAAAUGUACAAAUUUCUAUGAAGGGAGGAUAUGUUUAUUCUGAAAUGUUUGAAAAUGUUAUAUUUUAA
Molecule: messenger RNA, 513 nt
Organism: Pneumocystis jirovecii RU7
Lineage: Eukaryota; Fungi; Ascomycota; Pneumocystomycetes; Pneumocystales; Pneumocystaceae
Product: NEDD8-conjugating protein UBC12
Exons: 6
Coding region: 1-513 (170 amino acids)
Source: RefSeq, a predicted model, not a curated record